AGUCGGUCGGCACUCACCGGACAGGAAGCGUCUCGGAGACAGUCUGCGACCGGACGGCUCUAGGUGAGGCAGAAGGCAAACGGGAGGAAGUGGAGGGUAAGUGCUUCCGGGUCUCCCAGCGACUCCUCCGCCAUCUUUCCUCCUCCUAACUUGAUCAGCUCUCUUUCUCCUUUCUGGCAACCUUCCUAUGUACGCAUGCGCAGUCGGACUGGCCUUUCCCUUAGUUCAGUCCUUCCUGCCUGGAAUCAGCAGUCCUGUUUCUUGGGUUGUUGAGGUGUAUGAACAUACCGACAAAAUGACAGUGUAAAACAAAGCGGACUGGGACGUUGUGCUCCCUUGUGCCUCGCGAGCCUCCGUUGCCUGGGGCGUUCGUUUCGCACAACCUGCUGGGACUUGUAGUCCUGAACCCGGGGGUGGCUGGGAGGCGGGAGGGGGGUUGGAGUUUCUCAGCGCCGAUUCCGCGGGAAGGGCCCAGGGGCCUCGCACUUCGAGUCGCGGCAGCUGCAGGUUUUACCGGGAGAGACGCUGCCGGUGGAGUGCGCGCCGCUGCCGUUCUCAGCCGGCUCUGGAGCGCGGGCGGGGGCGACCCGGUUGAUUCCGGAGAGGGGUUGAACUUUUGAAAUAACUUCAAUCAUGACAAAAAGAGAAGCAGAGGAGCUGAUAGAAAUUGAGAUUGAUGGGACAGAGAAACCAGAGUGCACAGAGGAAAGCAUUGUAGAACAAACCUACACCCCAGCUGAAUGCGUAAGCCAGGCCAUAGACAUCAAUGAGCCAAUAGGCAAUUUAAAGAAACUACUAGAACCAAGACUACAGUGUUCUCUGGAUGCUCAUGAAAUAUGUCUACAAGAUAUUCAGUUGGAUCCAGAACGAAGUUUAUUUGACCAAGGAGUAAAGACAGAUGGAACUGUACAGCUUAGUGUACAGGUAAUUUCUUACCAAGGAAUGGAACCAAAGCUCAACAUCCUUGAAAUUGUUAAACCUGCGGAAACAGUUGAAGUAGUUAUUGAUCCAGACGCUCACCAUGCUGAAGCAGAAGCACAUCUUGUUGAGGAAGCACAAGUGAUAACUCUUGAUGGCACAAAACACAUUACAACCAUUUCAGAUGAAACCUCAGAACAAGUGACAAGAUGGGCUGCGGCCCUGGAAGGUUACAGGAAAGAGCAAGAACGCCUUGGGAUACCCUAUGAUCCUAUACAGUGGUCUACAGACCAAGUCUUGCAUUGGGUGGUUUGGGUGAUGAAGGAAUUCAGCAUGACUGAUAUAGACCUCAGCACACUCAACAUUUCAGGACGAGAAUUAUGUAGUCUCAACCAAGAAGAUUUCUUUCAGCGGGUCCCUCGGGGAGAAAUUCUCUGGAGUCAUCUGGAGCUUCUUCGAAAAUAUGUAUUGGCAAGCCAAGAACAACAGAUGAAUGAGAUAGUUACAAUUGAUCAACCUGUCCAAAUUAUUCCAGCAUCAGUACAAUCUGCAACACCGACUACCAUUAAAGGUAUAAACAGUAGUGCAAAGGCAGCUAAAGUACAAAGAGCUCCAAGGAUUUCAGGAGAAGAUAGAAGUUCACCUGGGAACAGAACAGGAAACAAUGGCCAGAUUCAACUGUGGCAGUUUUUGCUAGAACUUCUUACUGACAAGGAUGCUCGAGACUGCAUUUCUUGGGUUGGUGAUGAAGGCGAGUUUAAGCUAAAUCAGCCUGAACUGGUUGCACAAAAAUGGGGACAACGUAAAAAUAAACCUACAAUGAACUAUGAGAAACUCAGUCGUGCAUUAAGGUAUUAUUAUGAUGGGGAUAUGAUUUGUAAAGUUCAAGGCAAGAGAUUUGUAUACAAGUUUGUCUGUGACUUGAAGACUCUUAUUGGAUACAGUGCAGCAGAGUUGAACCGUUUGGUCACAGAGUGUGAACAGAAGAAACUUGCAAAGAUGCAGCUCCAUGGAAUCGCCCAGCCAGUCACAGCAGUAGCCCUGGCUGCAGCUUCUCUGCAAGCAGAAAAGGAUAACUGAGCCCAGGACUGCUGGGAUUUCCAGGUCUUUUCUUAAAUAUGAGAGCGAGUAUUGCUCUUACCUUUAUUACUGAAUUUGAAUCUUUUAUUUCUAGACUGUACAAUCUGAUGCAUGAUUUUUUUUAUAAAUAUUUCAUACUCUUGUGAAUUCGGAUCUUUUUACUUUGAGCAUAUAUUUUAGGAUAUGUGUAUGUUAAAGGAUCACCACAAUGGCUUCAGUGUGAAGGCAGGUUCAUUGUGGGAUAGUUUGUUGACGGUCAGGAAAGCUAAACUGGUCAGUAUUAAUGUCUAGCCCUACCAAAAAUAGCCAGUAGCAUCUGAGGAUGAAAAAUAAAUGAAGUCUCUUCAGGAAACAGUCUGGCUUAACUAUUUUUGAAAACAACUGUUUCCCUUCUCUGCUGCUUUAGAUGUUGCUUUACAUAGAACCAGAAAAUGGAGUUUUAACAGCUAAAGCAUGUGUGCCUGUUUCAUCUAAUCAAGCAGAGCUAAAAUGUCAUAUCAAAUAAAAGUAUAAUAUUAACAAAUUACUGAACUAAUAGUAUCGAGUUAUUAAAGUAAUUUAUAUAUUUGCAAGCAAAGAACGUGCGUUGACUGGCAGAAGAGCAGUGCCGAAGAGGGAGAUCCAGGUGUCAGUCCGGCUUAGCUCGGCCAGUCUUGAGGAUUUUCUCUAUAGAUUAUUCAUGUCCGGCCAAGAAUUUAAACUAUUUUAAGAGAGACAGUUAAUUCUAAUAAACCAACUAUUAACAAAUAUUUUGAAAUGAUCUCUGUUUUUCCUGUCAGAGAUUUAAAUUGAGAAGGUAUACCUCAGCCAGAAAAUUGGUUCGGUUUGGUUUGGCUUCUCUCUCUUUCUAGCUCUCUCUUUUUAAUUACCCUUUAGUGCUGGAUUAUUAUGCAAAGCAGCUUAUAUAGUCACUGCUUUCUGAUGAAAUGAAGACUUUAAAUCAGUCAGCAGUACUUUACCUUUCAAGACAUUAGUAAAUUACUUACAAAUAGUUUAAAAAGGAAAUUUUGACCUCCAGUACAGGCAGUCUUCUCUUAAAAAUUCCCAUUUAUUUAAUGUUUUCCUUUUGAAUAUUUAUAUGUGUGAGUAUGCAGAUAUCUAUAUACAUGUCCAUUUAACCAUUUCCUAUAAAUACAGAUACACAUAUAUAUGAAGACAUAAUAUUCAAAAGGAAAGAUAAUUUCAAAAGGUAAUAACUCAUUUUUUUUAAAUCUUAAAAAAAUUAAAUAAUUCUUAUAUAUAGGAUACUCUACUUUGCCACAAGCUAACACUAAACGGAAGUACUAGAAAUAUGUAUCUUUUUUGCUUGCUUGCUCAUUCACUUUCCUUUCUUUU
Molecule: messenger RNA, 3333 nt
Organism: Molossus molossus (Pallas's mastiff bat)
Lineage: Eukaryota; Metazoa; Chordata; Mammalia; Chiroptera; Molossidae
Gene: GABPA
Product: GA binding protein transcription factor subunit alpha
Exons: 10
Coding region: 634-1998 (454 amino acids)
Biological process (GO): cell differentiation; regulation of transcription by RNA polymerase II
Cellular component (GO): nucleus
Molecular function (GO): DNA-binding transcription factor activity, RNA polymerase II-specific; sequence-specific DNA binding
Source: RefSeq, a predicted model, not a curated record